Aedes aegypti (yellow fever mosquito) is the source of this 3093-nucleotide messenger RNA. Its product is annotated as protein aubergine. Gene Ontology annotation, molecular function: piRNA binding; protein binding. Bases 158 to 2785 code for a protein of 875 amino acids. Lineage: Eukaryota; Metazoa; Arthropoda; Insecta; Diptera; Culicidae. Gene Ontology annotation, biological process: regulatory ncRNA-mediated gene silencing. The transcript is spliced from 6 exons. The record is from RefSeq and is a predicted model, not a curated record. Gene Ontology annotation, cellular component: P granule.
UACUUCCGGUUACAGUUGUGAUGAAUCGCCGCACUCGAAUGGAGGCUUGGCCUAAGGUUGCGAUAAAAAUUGUUAAAUAUAUGCCAGUUUGAGGAAAUAAUUUACGAUUGUGAAAAAGUUUUGUUUAUAGUGUUUCUGGUCUUUAGUAUCUGGAAUCAUGUCCGACCGUCAAUCGCAGGGACGCGCCCGUGCCCGCGGGUACACCGCCGUCAACUUGUCACAUGAAAGCCGGGAAGGUCGCGGCCACGCUCCGGUCAGAGGAAGCGGCGUCGGUAUCUCAGGGCCCCGUCCCACUUUCCAGCACCCGGGAGCCGAAGGGCGCGCCAUGACCCAUCGUGAUGCCUCUGCCGGUCGCGGGGCAUCGAGUUCGACCAGCGGCAACGGAAAUGGCAAUGGUAGCAGCGGAUCAGCUGCAGGGACAAGCCGUGGAGCGAUGCGUGGCCGUCGUGGCGUUGCAGAUACGCUUCGCACUCGGGCUCUGGACGCUCCAUCGAAACACGGAACCACGGGGCAACCGCUGCAGCUUCAUGCCAACUACUUCCGGCUGCGGAAGCACAUCGAAUGGACACUGUAUCAGUAUCGUGUGGACUUUGCCCCGACCUGUGACAGCAUCCGGUUGAUGCAGGGAUUGAUCAGUCAGCACAAGAAGAUCUUUGGCGGAUAUCUGUUCGACGGAACGCAGCUCUUCAUGGUGAACAAACUAAAGAGCGAGCAAUUGUCCCUGGAGUGCCGCCAUGAACGAACCGGGGAGGUGUACCAGAUCAAGAUCGCCCACACCGGAACCGUUGACAUGACCAACGAAACCGGUAUUCAAGUGCUAAAUCUGAUCCUUCGUCGCGCCAUGGGAGGACUGAAUCUUCAGCUGGUAGGCCGAAACUUGUUCGAUGCGGCCGCCAAGAUUGCCAUUCGGGACUAUCAGAUUGAACUGUGGCCGGGAUACGUGACCAGCAUCCGUCAGCACGAGCAGGACAUUUUGGUGUGCUGUGAAAUCGCUCACAAGACCAUGCGGAUGCAAACCUGCUACGAUAUCCUUCGAGAAUGUCAGAGACACGACCGAAGCUACAAGGACGCCUUCACCCGAUCCGUCCUGGGAGUCGUUGUUCUGACCGGGUACAACAACAAAACCUACACCAUCCAUGACGUUUCGUUCGACACGACGCCGUCCAGCACAUUUGAAACCAAAAACGGGAAAAUCUCCUUCAUCGACUACUAUCAGCAGAAGUACAACAUUCGGAUCCGGGAUCCGAAUCAGCCUAUGUUGCUGUCCCGAGCGAAGAAGCGCGAUCUGCGAGCAGGUGGUAACGAACUGAUGGCCCUGGUUCCGGAACUGUGCCAGAUGACGGGACUAACCGAACAGAUGAGAAGCGAUUUCCGAAUGAUGCGCGCCAUGUCCGACUACACUCGUCUCAAUCCGGAUCGGCGCAUUGAACGGCUGGAAACGUUCAACCGUCGUCUUCAGACCACACCGGAGAGCAUGGAAGUGUUCAAGGUAUGGCAGAUGGAACUGGACAAGCGUCUGGUUGAACUUCCGGGUCGGCUGCUGCCCCAGGAGACGAUCUUCUUUUCAACGACGGCGGCGGGAGUUCCAGCAGGUGACAAUGCAGAUUGGACGAUGCACUUCCGCAAUAAUCCCAUGUUUGCCACGAUUCGGUUGGACCACUGGUUUGUGGUGGUUCCGAACAGAGUACAGCGAGAGGCAAACGAUUUCCUCGGCUGUUUGAUGCAGGCUGCACGGGGAAUGCGGUUUGAGAUUCGGCAGUGUGAGUUUGUUGCCAUCCCGGACGACAAUCCUGGCACUUAUGUUCGGAUGCUGGACAACCUGGUGAACAAAGACCCGCAGCUGAUCAUGUGCGUUGUGACGAAUCAGAAGGCCGAUCGGUACACGGCCAUUAAGAAGAAAUGCUGUGUUGAUCGCGCCGUUCCAACGCAGGUCAUUUGCCAGAAGACCAUCACCCCGAAGGGAGGCAAUGUGCGGACGCUGAUGUCCGUUGCAACCAAGGUCGUCAUCCAAAUGAACUGCAAACUGGGCGGAGUGCCGUGGAAGGUCAAGAUUCCUCUCAACGGACUGAUGACGGUAGGAUUCGAUGUGUGUCACGAUACGAACGAUAAGUCGAAAUCCUACGGAGCAAUGGUGGCCACGUUUGACCACGACAAUCGAGGAACCCCGAAGUUCUUCUCCACCGUGAGUCAGCAUGGCCACGGCGAAGAAAUUUGCAACUACCUGCCCCUGAACACUGUCAAGGCUCUGAACGAGUAUCGCAAGGAGUACAACGAACUGCCAAAGCGUAUCUUCUUCUACCGUGAUGGUGUCGGAGAGGGCCAGCUGCACUACGUGUACGAACACGAGGUCAAGGCCAUUGUGGACAAGCUGAACGAGAUCUACAAAUCCGCCGGUGCCGAGCAGGACGUCAUGUUCACCUUUUUCAUAGUGAACAAGCGCAUCAACACGAGAUUUUUCGAUCGCAAACAGAAUCCAAGGCCAGGAACGGUAGUCGAUGACGUGGUUACGCUUCCGGAACGUACCGAUUUCUACAUCGUAUCGCAAUCGGUCCGCCAGGGAACGGUUUCCCCCACGGCUUACAACGUCAUCUACGACACGUCCGGACUGAAAGUGGACCAUCUGCAGAUGUUGUCCUACAAGCAGUGCCAUCUGUACUACAACUGGUCCGGAACGACGAGGGUGCCAGCGGUUUGCCAGUACGCCCACAAACUGUCUUUUCUGGUCGGGCAGUUUAUCCAUCAGGCUCCGAGCAACCUGCUCGAGAAGAAACUUUACUUCCUGUAGCGAAGUAUCCCAUCUGUGUUGGAACCGCUCCUCCCUGGAGCAGCGCUUCCGUGGAACGAUAUUUAUUAUUUUGUUUUUUGACUGGUUAACAGCCUGAGAGGAAUUAUUACUGAGUAUUUAUGUGUGCGUUUUGGAUUUACCAAUUGAUCCAAUUGCCAAGGUUUUACGUUUUUAUAUAUCUGACUUAUGAUAUGUUCCUACCGCGUCGUAUGAAUUAUAUAAACAUUGGAACAACAUAUUUUUACGUUUCGCAAUGUUAUGAUAAUGUAAAUAGAGACAAUAAAAUUAUCAUUGUUACCUUAAAUUGA